This is a messenger RNA of Lizanozyma spartinae, 1122 nucleotides long. It is a transcript of the gene IPK1, whose product is annotated as inositol pentakisphosphate 2-kinase. Gene Ontology annotation, cellular component: nucleus. The record is from RefSeq and is a predicted model, not a curated record. Bases 1 to 1122 code for a protein of 373 amino acids. Gene Ontology annotation, biological process: inositol phosphate biosynthetic process. Gene Ontology annotation, molecular function: ATP binding; inositol-1,3,4,5,6-pentakisphosphate 2-kinase activity. The transcript has a single exon. Lineage: Eukaryota; Fungi; Ascomycota; Pichiomycetes; Serinales; Debaryomycetaceae.
AUGGAAAUCCAUAAAGUCGCUUCUCCUCAAGACUGGGUGUAUUUUGCUAAAGGUGCAGCCAACAUUCUCUUUGAGUACAAAGGCACCAAUGAUUUCCUAAAGAAUAAACUCUUACGACUUCGAAUGAACAAUAAGGAUGAAAAGGAAUAUAUCCUGACAUGUUCACUUUUUGACUUCGUUGAAUUGAAAUGCAAACAGUUGUUUGAGCUGCUGGAGAUUACGGAUAUGCAACUUGUGGUGUUAACUCCCGAGUUUCUCAGACAAUUAGAUACGAAUGGUACCGAACUUAAAGAGUCUGAAAAAUACGGGUUCUUAAUCCCCAAUAAUGUCCCCAGUGAUUUUAUCAAGCUUAAGGGAACCAAGAACUUUUGUUUGUUCUAUAAUGAGUCUUCGGUGAUCGCCGAAAUCAAACCUAAAUGGUUAUACGACAAUUAUAAUACCAAUUAUUGUCGUUCGUGUCUGCUGGUGCAAUUGCGUCAGGGGUUGAAUUCCAAGCGUCAUUUCUGUCCCUUAGAUUUACUUUAUCCUCAGACAAUUAAUAGAGUAGUUGAUGAUAUGUUUGGUAUAUUCUCCGAGGAAGACUUGGCCCGAUUAUACGACAAAACCAAGAUCGACAUUAAACAAUUGUUUGCUUUAUAUUUGAAAGAUUCAGACAAUAUUUUCCAGAAACUAAAGCAUUUCCAAGCUGCUAAAGACUCUUCAACUUAUCUUAGAAAUGUGUCGGAUGCAGAACAUGUCCCUGAUGACUUAUUGCUUAUGAUGACCCUAAGAGAUGUCGGGUUAUUUUUAAAGUUUGACAAAUCCCAACAAAAGCGGCCGGAAACGGAUUUGGAACCGCUGUUAUCAUCGUCCAAUGAUUUGGUUAAUACGUUGCUACAAACUUCCACCCAAUGGAAAUCUCAAACCUCAAUCAAUACUACGGGGUUGAAAGUGUUGAACUAUAAAGGUGAUGAAUAUUACGUCAAUUGUAACAUUUAUGAUUUGGAUCUAAAAUCAAGACAUAAGCUUGCUCAUUGGAAAAAGACUGAACAAAGCUUACAACAAAUAUAUUAUUCCAGUAAUCCCAAUUGGAGAUAUUGUAUCAAACUUGAUGGUGGUGGGGACAAAGAGAACCCUUACUGA